AUGACAAAGAGACAGUCUGUCGAGGCGCUAGACAAUAGUCUUCGUGAUAUAAUGGACCAACCAGAGCUGCCGUUCGGAGGGAAGACCAUGGUGUUCGGUGGAGAUUUUAGACAGGUUCUUCCAGUUGUUCGGAGAGGGUCAAGGGCUCAGGCGGUCGGUGCCUCACUGCGUAUGUCGUACCUCUGGGAUUUCAUGCGACAUAUAAAAUUGGUGCGCAACAUGAGGGCAAAGAGCGACCCGUGGUUUGCAGAAUACUUGUUGCGCGUUGGCGGAGGUUCGGAGGAGGCGACUGUUGAUGAUGAAAUCCGUCUUCCUCAUGAAAUAUGCAUACCACACACCGAGAAAGAUUGUGAUCUUGAUACUCUAAUUGAUUGCAUAUUCCCUAACCUCAAUGCAAAUAUGUCAAGCAAAGAAUAUAUCACCUCUCGAGCGAUAUUAUCUACAAGGAAUGACUGGGUUGAUAUGAUUAAUAUAAAGAUGAUAGGUCAUUUCUAUGGGGAUGAAAUGGUGUACCAUAGCUUUGACCAUGCGGUGGAUGAUCCGCACAACUACUACCCUGAGGACUUCCUUAACACUUUGACCCCCAAUGGGCUACCUCCACAUGUGUUGAGGCUAAAGUUUAAGCGAAAGCAGUUCCCUAUUCGGCUCAGCUUCGCCAUGACCGUUAACAAGGCACAGGGGCAAACUAUCCCUAAUGUCGGGGUAUACUUGCCAAAACCAGUAUUCUCGCACGGUCAAUUGUACGUGGCACUAUCAAGAGCUACGGCAAGAUCGAGCAUUAGGGUCCUAGCUAUGCCGUCUGCUGAGAAGGAUGUGAAGAAAGGAAAUAAAAAGAUCACAAUACAAAAUGUUCUAAGAGAAAAUGAUGGUGGCAGAAUGUCAGAGCAAGGCAAAGUAAAGGAGCACUACUUUGGGAGAUACGCCGACUGA
Molecule: messenger RNA, 930 nt
Organism: Sorghum bicolor (sorghum)
Lineage: Eukaryota; Viridiplantae; Streptophyta; Magnoliopsida; Poales; Poaceae
Exons: 3
Coding region: 1-930 (309 amino acids)
Biological process (GO): DNA repair; telomere maintenance
Molecular function (GO): DNA helicase activity
Source: RefSeq, a predicted model, not a curated record